This is a messenger RNA of Cyprinus carpio (common carp), 2352 nucleotides long. RefSeq lists its product as uncharacterized. The record is from RefSeq and is a predicted model, not a curated record. Gene Ontology annotation, molecular function: zinc ion binding. NCBI's taxonomy places the organism in Eukaryota, Metazoa, Chordata, Actinopteri, Cypriniformes, Cyprinidae.
GUCUACACUCAAAACCAUUACUUAAUAUUUAUUACGCGACUGAAUUACGACGAACUUUUCAAGCCAUACAAUAGAUCAAAGGUCAAAGUUCCUCAAACGUUUCCUGCCACCUCACUAUGACGGACACGACGAAUUGUUAUCAGAUUACACGACGCAUCCUUUUUUAAGCAGAGCGAGUUUUUGAUAAACACCCUUUUGUGGAACGACAACAGCCAAACAAAUCUUCUGUAGUGUCUUAGCGCGUUUUUGGUAGAAUAAUGGCAGAGGCUAUACUUGGAGAUCAGGACCAGUACAGCUGCUCAAUAUGUUUGGACUUGUUGCGGGAUCCCGUGACCAUUCCGUGUGGACAUAGUUACUGCAUGAGCUGUAUAGGUGAGUGCUGGAAUACAAAUGAUCUGAACGGGACCUAUAGAUGUCCACAGUGCAGACAGACCUUCAAAUCAAAGCCUCCACUCAACAGAAGUACAGUGCUUGCUGAAAUAAUGGAGAAACUGAGGAGCACAGAGUCUGCUCAAAGUCUUGCUGGGCCUGGAGAGAUUGCGUGUGAUUUCUGUUCUGGAGAAAUGAUCAAAGCUGUCAAGUCUUGUCUGGAGUGUCGAGCCUCUUACUGUCAAACACAUGUACAACCCCACUAUAAUGUUCCUGCCCUGAAGAAACACAAGCUGGUGAAAGCUGCAGUCAUUCCAGUAUGCCCCAAACAUGACAAGGUCCUUGAGGUUUACUGUCGAACGGACCAGAAAUGUGUCUGCAUGCACUGCUUACUGGAUGACCACAAGGGCCAUGACACAGUGUCAUCUACAAUAGAGCGCAACGAGAAACAGAUAAAACUCACAGACACUCAAACAAAAGUCAAGCAGACAAUCCAAGCAAAAGAAAAAGAGCUGCAGAAGAUGAAUAUGGACAUUGCCUCCCAUUCAGAUUCUGCAAAGAAGGCAGUGGAGAACAGUAAGAAAGUCUUCAGUGAAUUAGUCAAAUUUAUUGAGAAAAAAAGCAAUGAGGUGAUUGAAAAGAUAAAAGCUGAAGAAAAGGCUGAUCUGGAUCAAGGAGCAAAGCUACAAAAGAAGCUGCAGGAGGAAAUUACUGAGCUGAAGAAGAGGGAAGGAGUUCUUGAGGAUCUUCUACAGACAGACAACAACAUCCAGUUUCUUCAGAAUUGUGAGUCUGUGUCAUCUUCAUCCGCAUCUGAUGAGUUGCCGAGUUCCUCAUUUCAGCCGUACUGCUCUUUUGAGGACAUAAGAAAACUUAUAUGUGAGCUAGCUGGGAGACUUGAGACUACUUGCACGCAGGAAAUAAGCAAAACAAUUACUAAUGUUUCAGAUUUGUCUGCAAAAAGGCCUCAUUUCACAUUUGACAUUGUAGUUGGAGACCAUGUCCGUGUGAAGCCAUCUGUUGUUACUCCAACACACAAAUGGGGAUCAGUUACUCACUUAAGCAUUGGUGUUGUUAAAAAAAUUCAGGGUGAUUUGUUGACUGUAGAUUUCCCCGAACAAAGAAACUGGACUGGUGUAGUUUCAGAAAUGGAGCGUGUGACCAGUGCUGGUUCAGAUUUGCCAUCCAAAAACGAUCCAUUCAACAUCAAGGUUGGAGACAAAGUCAGAGUGAAACCUUCAGUUAUUACCCCAAAACAUAACUGGGGUAGAAACGUCACUCAUAAGAGUGUGGGUGUGGUGAAAGACAUCAAAAGUGAUGACAGUGUGGUUGUUGACUUCCCUGGACAUGCGAACUGGAAAGGAAUUAUCACUGAAAUGGAGAAAGUAACUAAUGAUGAUGAGAUUGGACCUUCAAGUCUGGGCUCCAAUAUUAAGAUUGGAGACAAAGUUCGUGUGAAGCCGUCUGUUGUUACUCCAACACACAAAUGGGGAGCAGUCACCCACAAAAGCAUUGGUGUUGUUAAAAAAAUUCAGGGUGAGUCUUUGACUGUGGAUUUCCCUGAGCAAAAAAACUGGACUGGUAUCGUUUCAGAAAUGGAGAUUGUGGCCAGCACUGGUCUAGAUAUUCAGAAUGGGUCUUUGAUUUUAGAUGUAGAUUUUUCCGGGAUUAUGACCAUUCCUGAUUUAGCUGACAUCAAGUUGGAGACAGAGUCAGAGUGAAAUCUUCAAUAACUACUCCAAAACACAACUGGGGUGGACAUGUCACACACAAGAGUGUUGGUGUGGUAAAAGAUAUCAAAUCUGAGGAUGUGAUCGUGGAUUUUCCAAAACACAAAGCAUGGAAAGGCAUUCUUUCCGAGAUGGAGUUAGUAAAGGACUCAGACACUGACAUUUCAGGAUUCCCCUAGAUCUUGAGGAUGUGACUGUGGACGUCUCUGCUCACCAUUUGCUUUUGGGAAUGAGUUUUCACUGAAACGUGCCA